AUGAUUUUCUCAAUCCUCAAAAGAUUGCUUGCCAGCUGUCUUAUAGCGGUGCCCCUUAUCGUUCAACCGUUGCCUAUCUAUUCCGAAACCUCUUCGGUUGCUACCAAUGGCAGCUUUCUCGAACCGCGACUACAUCGACAAUUCAGAAUCAUGGACUGCGAUCUAGAGCACACCGAUGCGAUCAAUACUGCAAUAGCAGAAAUUCCGCAAGUCCUUGCGAGAACUAUGGUAAGACUCGAGGACCUUAUCUCUCAGCUUGAAACUCCAGGUUUUGACAUUUUUGAAGAUCUUGAUGAUACUGAUUAUUCUACUCUUGAUACCUUUGGUGUUCUUUACGGCAGAUUGCUCUUAACCGACAGUGAGGUUGAUGCAACAGAUCCUGAGGAUGAGCCAACCGCUGUUGAUAUCUUGAAUGAUUAUCUAGAUUUUGCUGGCCUCAUGUACAAUGCAGUGGCAAGCAUAGCCACCCAAAAUCUAGAUGUCACUUGCAACAAUGAUUGGACAAACGAGAAAAAUAACGAUGACGAGGACUACGGGAAUGCAACUGGUAAUGACGGAACCGAUUACUAUUAUGACAAGUCCGGUAAUAACUUUGGAUGGAUCCAAAUCAAAAAGGUUUGUCAGAAACAUCCCACCCUUGAAGGGUUUACUUUUAGCAUUUCUUCCAACUUAAUGGUCGAGAACCAAAAUACCCUCGCCAGCAUCAUCGCUAUAUGCCCUCUGGCAACUAGUCGUGCCCAAUUUAAGACUACACUUACCUCUAUCAAAGACAAAACUCUUGCCAAAUCAGAUUCUCUGGAAAAGCUUGCCUCACAAACUGCCACGUUUUUACUUCUUCACGAAUUUUCGCAUGCCUUGUCCCUAGUCGGGGGUUAUGCAAAGGAUGAUAAUGCAUACUCGUGGGGCGAAUGUCUACGAUUGGUCGAUGAAGGGUCAGUGGAAAUGGCAAUUUCGAACGCUGACAGCUUUGCUUUUUUUGCUGCUGCCAUGUUUCUUGACACCUACACGUGGUAUACCGGACAAGCAUUACCAAAAGAUGAUCAUAUGGAAUCAGAGCAGCGUAGAUUCUAA
Molecule: messenger RNA, 1071 nt
Organism: Botrytis fragariae
Lineage: Eukaryota; Fungi; Ascomycota; Leotiomycetes; Helotiales; Sclerotiniaceae
Exons: 6
Coding region: 1-1071 (356 amino acids)
Molecular function (GO): metallopeptidase activity
Source: RefSeq, a predicted model, not a curated record